Molecule: messenger RNA, 1140 nt
Organism: Papaver somniferum (opium poppy)
Lineage: Eukaryota; Viridiplantae; Streptophyta; Magnoliopsida; Ranunculales; Papaveraceae
Exons: 3
Coding region: 1-1140 (379 amino acids)
Molecular function (GO): zinc ion binding
Source: RefSeq, a predicted model, not a curated record
AUGGCUGUUGCAGAGUUCACUUUAUCCAAUAUGACCGUAUCACAUGUUGUUUCUGAAUCUAGUACUAUCAGCGAGAUGAUUAGUAUGGUGAAACAAUACUGGCCUUAUGUCCCUGAAGACCUCAUACUUUUUGGUUACACCAUAGAUGGAAAAUCACAUAUGAUCAAUCACGAUAUGGAGUUGAGGGAAGACCGUCCACUGACCAUCAUAUCAUAUCGUGAAGCUGGCCUUCUGAAACAUGUCCCUGUGAUCUUCCCAAAGGCUUACCAUUCUUACUGUUUUUACCACAUGAAAGGGAAUAUUCCGGUUCCAAAGGGAAAGAGCGGGCAAACUGUUGUGAAGUUGUUUGAAGAGUGUUACACUGCGUUAACAAAGGAGAAGUUCUUUGCUGCUGCCAAGAGUAUGAGCAAUCUGAAGCUGGAUUCAGUGAUUGAUUGGAUGGUGAAGAUUUCAUUCCAGAACUGGGCUGCUCAUGCGUUUCUAAGAGAAAGGUAUGGUGAGAACACAUCUAACAUUGCAGAGAGUUUUAACAGUGUGAUCAAGCAUGAUAAGCGGCUUCCAGUACUUGAGCUUAUCGACUGUAUUCGUGCUAAGGAUAGGCUCAACAAGAGGGUGACCGACUGCCAUUUUUACAAGUUCCGUAGAUCAAGUGAUAGAGUUUUUGAGAUCAUUUGUCCUACUGGAAAGCACACAGUCGACUUGGAUGCUAAGACAUGCACUUGCAAUUGGUUGCAGAAGCAUAGUUUCCCUUGCACCCAUUCAAUGAAAGCGAUGAUGCAGAUUGGGCCAGACGAACCUUACAAGCAUAUCAUUCCAUAUUAUACCACCGAGUACUAUAGAGGUUUGUAUACUCGUGCUAUCUAUCCUAUCCCCGAUAUUGAGAGGCCACCUAAAAUUAAUGAGGAAGGUUAUGUUUUUCCUCCCAAUGGUGGUCGAGAGUCAGCUGGAAGGCCAAUUACUUCAAGGUGCAUGGGUUCUCAAGAGAAAGUUUACAAGAAAAGGAAGUGUGGUCAGCAUGGGAGACUUGGCUUCCACAACCGUCGUAGAUGUCGCGGAGCUCCUUUGGCUCCUCGUGCACCAGUGUUUCGCAUGGAGUCUAAUUCCAGGAUGAUCAACUUUUUGAGGAGGAUGUUGUUCUGA